Messenger RNA from Raphanus sativus (radish), 843 nucleotides. RefSeq names its product glutathione S-transferase DHAR1, mitochondrial-like. Gene Ontology annotation, molecular function: glutathione dehydrogenase (ascorbate) activity. The transcript is spliced from 3 exons. Gene Ontology annotation, biological process: protein glutathionylation; cellular oxidant detoxification; ascorbate glutathione cycle. The record is from RefSeq and is a predicted model, not a curated record. Bases 103 to 744 code for a protein of 213 amino acids. Lineage: Eukaryota; Viridiplantae; Streptophyta; Magnoliopsida; Brassicales; Brassicaceae.
ACGAACUAAAGGAGAGAGAGACAGAGUUUUGUUUAAAACCACUGCUCGACUCAAUGAUUAUUCUUCCAUCACUUGCGAAAGAAAAAGAAAAAAGGGUUAAAGAUGGCUCUCGAAGUCUGCGUGAAAGCCGCUGUUGGUGCCCCUGACGCUCUUGGCGACUGCCCGUUCAGCCAACGGGUCCUUCUAACCCUAGAGGAGAAGAAUCAGCCCUACAAAAUACAUCUCAUUAACCUCUCCGACAAACCUCGGUGGUUCUUAGACAUUAACCCUCAAGGGAAAGUACCAGUCCUUAAGAUGGACGACAAGUGGGUGCCUGAUUCUGACAUCAUCGUCAACAUCCUCGACGACAAGUAUCCUGACCCAUCUCUCAAGACCCCACCUCAGUUUGCCUCUGUUGGAUCCAACAUCUUCAGCACUUUUGUGAGUUUCAUCAAGAGCAAAGACUCCAAUGACGGAACCGAAAAGGCCUUGGUUGAUGAGCUACAAGCUCUGGAAGAUCAUCUCAAGUCUCAUGACGGUCCUUUCAUCGCAGGGGGAAGGGUCACGGCUGUGGAUCUUAGCUUAGCACCCAAGCUUCACUAUCUCGAGGUCGCUCUUGGCCAUUUCAAAACCUGGUCUGUGCCCGGGACCUUACCACAUGUCCGUACUUACAUGAAGGCUUUGUUCUCUCUUGACUCCUUUGAGAAAACAAAGACCGAGGAGAAGUAUGUGAUCUCUGGAUGGGCCCCCAAGGUCAACCCCUGAAAGAACUGUAGCUCCGAAGUCUCUUUAAUAAGAAAAUAAAAAUAAUAAUAAUGUUCUUGGAGCUGGUAUUGAAUCAAUGAAAUGAAAUAUUUUAUAAAA